AGUUUCUUCUAAUAACAACAUAAAACGGAUCGGCCUAUCUUGGGAGGUGUGCUGUCGGAUCUGGCAGGAAGUUAUCUCGGUCUCUCUCCUGUUUCCUCAAUAUCGACUUCUUCAAGCGCUUUUCCAUGCUACCCCGAAUUUCGUCUCCGCCCUGCUCUCCUGGCGGCUAUCUUGACGUAUGGUUGUGCCUCGAGGAGCUGUGUCUUGAGAAAUCUGUGGCUAUUCUCGCGACAUUCCCCGCUGACUUAGAACGCAGACUUCGGCCUCGCGUUCGGAGAUGGGAUUGGAGUUAGGGCGAAACCGGUGCUCAUGGCUUUCAGACUCCUGGCGAGCGAAGACACAGGGUUGGAUCUUGACGCACCGCCUGUUCCUGGUCCUUCAAUGCGCGAUGCCGUUCUGAAGUCGAACCCGCCCCAGCGUACUACGGACCGUGCAUGGAAUUGGGCAGAGCGUGAGCAGUUUGAUUAGGACCGCAGGACCCAUCGUGUGCUGCUCCUCCUAAGGGCUGGCGCUCAGCCUCUUUGGGCACCCAGUGGGGUUGCGGCAUGCAAUGCUCUGGCGAGCUCUGUGUGAAGGCUACGGUCAUGGGAUACGGCUGGAAGGCGUCAAGGAAGAAGAGGGCUCAGUGUGCAACCCGAUAGCGAAUGGGUCUGUCCGUCCCUUCACUGCGAGCCGGCCGGCGCCGAAUCCUGCGUCCCCCAUUUCUGUGCUUUGGAUACCUACCUUAUACGGUAAGGAGAAC
Messenger RNA from Parathielavia appendiculata, 742 nucleotides. RefSeq lists its product as uncharacterized. The transcript has a single exon. The coding region runs from base 310 to 468 and encodes 52 amino acids. The record is from RefSeq and is a predicted model, not a curated record. Lineage: Eukaryota; Fungi; Ascomycota; Sordariomycetes; Sordariales; Chaetomiaceae.